AUGGAUGUCAAGACCAUCAAGGCGUGUUUGUGUAUCGGAAAAUUGCUCGCACCGACACAAAAAAAUCACAAAUUCUACCCAAUUAUCGUAUUUUUUAUUUACACAAUUUAUGAGAUUUACAGUUUAAAUCAAAAACGGUUAACAUACAACGGUUUUACUAUCGUUCAAUUGGUUUUAAAAAUCGUAAUGGAUGUUGCACUUUAUUUCCACACUUUUCACAUUUUGGUAAUCCUGAUGAGUCUCAGACGCGAUAAGUGGACGAAACUUUUUGGAAUUUUGUCAAAAUUUGAUACUCAAGAAUUAAAUCCACCGUUUUAUUUCGUGGUUGCAAUCCAUAUUAUAUUUUUUGUCAACACAAGUUUAAAUAUCUGGACUUGGGUUAAUUUAAUCGGUUAUUAUUUUGUAAAGAGUUAUUUGAUCGAAUUUUUUGAAAUUUAUCUACUUUUUGUCUGCACUGUGUCGAGUAGUGUCAUUUUGAAAAUCCUGCUUCAAAAAUACAAACAUCAAAACCGACUUUUAACCGAUUUUUCUAAUUACAAAACCGUUAAAUUUAACUUAUUUCUCCUCAAUCGUGCCGUUAAAAUUUUCACCGAAAUUUUCGGAUGGACGAUUCUCGUGACAAUUUUCUUCUCUGUGGCGAGGACUUUGAUGUAUUUUGAUCUUUUUCAUAAAGAUUCGAUUUCGAAAAAUUUCAAUAUUAGGCAUAGUUGGCUUAAUUUUGUCACGACUGUGACCACCGGUUUGUUAUUUUGGAUUCUUCUCCUCUAUGUGAUUUUUUUGUGCGAUCUUGUGUCAAAAGAAUUUGAGCGAAUUUUAAACAUGGCGUACAAAAUUGAGACUUGGAGUGUUAUUUUCGAUAACAAUUUGAGAAAAAAACAAGAAAUUAUGAAAGAUUUACUGAAACAUCGGCCGAAUUUCAGCGCUGCGAGGUUUUUCACUAUUGAUAGAUCGACGAUUUUCAGCAUUUGUAACUCCUUGACUUCGUUUCUAAUCAUUAUAAUCCAAUUCAAGAUUAAUUAA
Tribolium madens (black flour beetle) is the source of this 1020-nucleotide messenger RNA. RefSeq names its product gustatory and pheromone receptor 39a-like. The record is from RefSeq and is a predicted model, not a curated record. NCBI's taxonomy places the organism in Eukaryota, Metazoa, Arthropoda, Insecta, Coleoptera, Tenebrionidae. Bases 1 to 1020 code for a protein of 339 amino acids. Gene Ontology annotation, biological process: sensory perception of taste. The transcript has 2 exons. Gene Ontology annotation, cellular component: dendrite; axon; membrane.